Molecule: messenger RNA, 1295 nt
Organism: Manihot esculenta (cassava)
Lineage: Eukaryota; Viridiplantae; Streptophyta; Magnoliopsida; Malpighiales; Euphorbiaceae
Product: transcription factor bHLH95
Exons: 3
Coding region: 28-987 (319 amino acids)
Biological process (GO): regulation of DNA-templated transcription; endosperm development
Molecular function (GO): protein dimerization activity; DNA-binding transcription factor activity
Source: RefSeq, a predicted model, not a curated record
UUGGAAGCCAAAUAACGGCAUUGUCCCAUGAUUAUAUUUUGGUAUCUUCUCCUCUUUUGCUACUCUAAAAAUUCUUCCUUUUCUUCCCUUACACAUUCUCUCUUCAAUCCAAACAUGUCUUCAAAUAAAACCCAUCAACAAAUCCCUUCAAGAGUUCAUUCCAAUUCCGAUAAUCUCCCUUUUCUCUGUCCAAAAAAAUUGAGCUUGGAGACACAUAAUUCAAGCUCCAAUAGCCUCACACAUAUGGAGACACCAGAUGCUCAGCUAGGCCAAAAGAGAAACAGAAAAGGGGUUGCAAAAGAUGGAGAGACUGUUAAUUCUGUUGGUGGCGCUGAAUCAGAGCAUGAGGUUCACAUCUUGACUGAGAGAGAAAGGAGGAAGAAGAUGAGGAACAUGUUCACUAGCCUUCAUGCUUUGCUUCCUCAACUCCCCGCUAAGGCAGACAAGUCCACCAUUGUCGAUGAAGCAAUAAAAUACAUUAAGAACCUCCAAGAAACUCUUCAAACGCUACAACACCAAAGCCAAGAAAAGCUUCAAGGAGUAACAAUUGUUGACAGUGAACCAUCAGUUAUCACAUCACAUACAGAAGCACUUGAAUCCAGGGAAGCUUUUAUGGCUCUUCAGGGAUCAUCAAAGAGUUUCACUAUGGCUACGAACAUGCCUCUUUCGUUUCCAGUUUCUCUUCCCCCGUCUUGCUUCCAGACAUGGUUUUCUCCAAAUGUUGUAAUGAACAUGUGCGGGGGUGAUGCACAGAUUAGUGUGUGUUCACUGAAGAGGCCAGGGUUACUCACCAGCAUCUUCUAUAUCCUGGAGAAGCAUAAACUGGAUGUUGUAUCUGCUCAUAUUUCCUCAGAUCAAUUUCGUAGCAUUUACAUGAUCCAUGUUCAUGCUGGUGGGGUUUCUGGUCAGUAUCCAGAGGCAUUGUCAGUGGAAGACACAUUCAAGCUAGCAGCAGGAGAGAUGAACUUAUGGCUCCUGUCAUGUUGAUUCCAGACAGUCAAUGGGAAACAAGAACUUCCUCUACAGCUAUACCUUCCUCUACAGCCAUACCUUGCUCCACAGCCAGCAGGAGAGAUGCAUCUGAAAUACCUGAACUUUUAGAGCUACCUUGCUUUACUAGGAGUUUAUGUGUAUCCAGAGAAUAUGAUGUUCUAAUUAGCUUGCGUAUAGUUAAGCCAUUACUCUGUAGAAAAAUGCGUUGUAUUUCUGCAACAAUGGGGACCAAAAAAAGAAAAAGAAAAAAGUCAAGUGUAUAUAGAGAUCAAAGAAUUUAUAGAAGUCAAUUCUCAUAUAUA